UCCAAGUUGCGUCCAAGCCUCGUUCUGCUUUCACUCUUACCAUCGUUCGUCUUCAUCCUCAACGCGCCGCUGCCAUGUCCUCGAACGACCGCGGAGGCAAGCCAGUGGACGAAUCCUCAAACUCGGCGCCGGCCAGGCCGUACCCGAUUUUCUGGUCACAGUUCCCGUCCGUCAAGAUUGUCCGCCAGGCGAAAGGCACGCACUCGCCGAAGGUAGACGAGCGCUGCUUCACCUACUGCUCCCAGAGCGUCCGCGGUCGCCUGGAACAGCGCGAGCCCUGGUGCCGGACCUUCUGUCUCCGCCGUGUCUUCGCGCACGAAGUCCAACGCGCCAUCGCCGCACACGAAGGCAAAUCCGCGCCCGCGCCAGCCCGAUACCCGCUCCCGCCAGAGGGCCAGCGCGUCCCGUCCCUGCUGUACAUCCUCAUUGGCGAGACGCAGGAGGGCCAGCAGGGCCACGCGCGGCAGCACGAUGACGUGCGGUAUUGGGAGGAGGGCUACUACGUCUGGCUCAGCAAGAGUCGCUGGGCGACGCAGGAGAAGCUCGACCUCAUGAUGCACAACAUCGAGCGUCAGGCGCAGUGGGACAAGUACAAGCAGGACAGGACCGACGCGUGGCAGCAGCAGCAACAGGAACAGGCGCGCGGCGGUCAACAACCCAAGGAGGACGCGCAAGUAGAUAAGAGUCGGGCACUGGUAUCGGCACGGAGACCGUUUCCCGACAUGAGUGGCCAGUCGAUCCUCCUGCCCAUGCCCCCACCCUUUGCCUCCAUCUGGGAGCAGAUUGACCGGCUGCUCGCGCCCUCAAACAAGUUGCUCACGCUCACGCACGAGACGCUGCACUCGGGCGACCAGCUCAAGUUCGCGGGCCGCAUCGUGGAGAAGGCGCAGACGGCGGAGCCGUUCGUGCUCGCGCGCAACGUCUGCACGCGGAUGUGGGACAAGUGGAAGAAGGGCCCGCCGGACGACACCGCGUAGUCGCGCGUAGACGAGGAAGAAGUGUAAGCUACAAUACGGCCGGGAUACGGACAUAUAGAGGUAUCGAUAUACAACAUAGAGCAGAGCGAUAAAUAAUGCGGAAGGUCGUGCAGGUCGAAUGUGGGUACGCUGUCAUGCCCGUCCACGAGGUCCCAUCUCAAUCAUAGCAAGUCAAAGUAAGCAGCAGCAAUCGCACAGCGUGAGAGUGAUCUUCCUCCUUCCUUCCUUCCCCCAUCCCCGUCGGGCCCGCCA
Fomitopsis serialis is the source of this 1229-nucleotide messenger RNA. RefSeq lists its product as uncharacterized. The transcript has 3 exons. NCBI's taxonomy places the organism in Eukaryota, Fungi, Basidiomycota, Agaricomycetes, Polyporales, Fomitopsidaceae. Bases 75 to 977 code for a protein of 300 amino acids. The record is from RefSeq and is a predicted model, not a curated record.